This is a messenger RNA of Procambarus clarkii (red swamp crayfish), 6593 nucleotides long. RefSeq lists its product as uncharacterized. Lineage: Eukaryota; Metazoa; Arthropoda; Malacostraca; Decapoda; Cambaridae. The record is from RefSeq and is a predicted model, not a curated record.
GAGGCCCCCGUGGCCCGGCCGCCCCCAUAGCUGACUCAUAACUUAUUACUAAGUAGUUUGUAUUGGUAUUUUAAUACCUGUAAACAUCUUAUAAAGAUGAGGUAACGUCUUAAGACGUAUAAGCUGUCACCUGUUGAGAGGUAUUAGAAUAGUGCGCUAUCAACAUGGUUUAUGUAACCUGAGGUGAAAGUGCUGUAAUUGUUGACAUGUAGCUGCGUAAACUACUUGCUGUCAUGUCGAGGCAAAGGCAGCUAGGUGGCAUCAACUCGCUAGAUAUUUUACAAAUUAAAGCCUUCAAGUUUCUGAAUUGUGAAGGUCGUCAAGCACUAUGGUAUAUUUUCUCCAUAGCAUGUCAAAAACCAGAGACACAAACUUUGCAUGAUUAUUUUAUAAAUGAAGUGAAAAUGGAAGAAGGUCAUUUUAUAAGAAGGUUUUUUCCCACGCAACUAAGCAAAAUUGAAAGUGAUCCAAGUGGGAAGGAUUUUGAUAUUACACUGUUAUUUAAGUGUUUGGGACUUCCACUGUCAGGGUUAUCCAAAUGUGGUAGUGAAGCGUGGUCUUCAGAUGAUGAAACAAAGUUAGAGUGCCUUAUAAGUAAAGUGAAGGAUCAACGGAAUGACCUGAGUCAUAUUAAAGAAAUUAAAUCUCCAUCUGAGUUGGAAGAAUAUGCCACCACGGUGACAGACCUAUUAUCCAAGACCUACAAAUUGGCUGGUGAAAAGUAUGAUCGUGAUCAAGAUGAGGUAAACGAGUGUAUCUCCGAGAUGGAGAAACAAAUAGAUUUUAUUUUACGUGCACCCUUAAAAGUAAUAGCUGAUGAUCAUUUGCAGAUAAUGCUAGACUUAAAAGCGCAGCAGGAAACUUUUGUUCUAAAUGCUUCUACAGAUCUCAGAAGACUGUACGAGGUAACUUCCAAAAUACACCCAGCAUCUUUUAUGACUCAUACAGAAUCCUUGCAAGUUCAGAGUGUAUACUCGAAAGUGGAGGUUGUGGAAGAGCGGCACAAAUACAAGAAAACUUUUGCCAUAGACCACGAUAGCUUGCUGGAGUUAAGAACAUAUGAUGAGAAAGUGCCAUCAGUGAUCAUAGUGGAAGGUGAGGCAGGCAUGGGCAAAACAACACUCAUCAAACUUAUCCUGGCAGAAUGGGCCAACCUUCCUGACAGUCCUAAUACAAUUCAUGGCUUGGACAAAUAUGAAUUAAUUCUUCAUUCUGAAUGCAGAAAUCAAUCAAUAUCUACAUUUCUUGACUUGCUUAAUGUUCUCCUUGGUCAAUCAUCUCUCCUACUGUCUAAAGAAGAACUGUUACAUUCAGUUUUGAGUAAGAAAACUCUAGUACUUCUAGAUGGAGUAGAUGAAUGGAAUCAAAACUCAAAGAAACUUUUGCUUGAACUUGUUGAUCGUAGAAUACCAGAGAGUGGUGACAAGCUCCAGUUGCUAUGCACAACUAGACCAGAGAAAGUGGAUGAAUUGCUGUCUCACCUUAAAGUUUCUUGGGUACACACCAGAAUACAAGGAAUACAUCCAGAUAAACAGAAUGAAUUCAUUAUCAAAUUUAUGGAGGUUUUGACUCAACACACCAACAUUGAUCCAAGAACACCAGUAGAUCUUCACACAAAGAUCCAGGGAUUGAAGAAUUUUCUGCAAUGCUCUCGGACCAAAAUGGGGGAACAGUUCAAACUGCCUCUGAAUUUAGCCUUGCUGACCUUCCUUUGGGUUAAUAACUCGGAAGAUAUCAGUAUAGUGAAAACAACUACUGAGCUCUAUGCAGUAUUUCAUGAUCUUGGGCAGAAGCGCCUUAUUCAGCGACUUGUUCACCGUCAAGAAAAUAGAAGUAAGAGAGAUUGGGAAAAUCUAUGUAAUGGUUUCCUCUGUGUUUUGUAUAAGGAGUGUCUAAUUGCACUAUCCAGAGUUGCCAUGCAGAUGCCUAAGGAAUGCACACAAACAAUAGAAACUUAUUGUAAACGUGAAGACCUGCCCAUUUCAGAUUUAUUAGAGAACUAUAUGGAAGUGUACAGAGAGUGGGAUGUUUGUGGAUACUUAACAGUAUUAGCACCUCCUCACAAGAGCAAAUUGGAAUUCUUUUCUGCACAUGGAGUUAUUAAUGAGAUCUGUAUAAACCAUGAUGUUCAGAAAGUUUUAAUUGAUCUUCAAAACCUACUUGUUUCCCAUAAUGUAUCACAGGAUAUAAUGAAAGACAUAUUAGAAUUUGCCAGUAAUAAGCUAAAAAAUGAGAACCCUAAAACUAUUCGGCAUGUGUUGGAGAGCCUUCAUUCCACUGAAAAUGAACUGGAUAUAAAACAGUACCAGAAUAUGCUAAUCAUGAUGGCUGGAAUUAUGUCCAAGAAUCAUGAAAAUGAUCUCCAUACAUAUGGACCUGAACUUCUUGAACUCCUCAAGAUGAGUGGACUAAGUAGUCAUCAGUUUCUUAAUAUUGUGGCAGAGACAAAGCAUGAUAAAUUUAUUGCUGAAUUAGUGGCUAAGAAUCUUGAUGAUAAGACACUGGAAGUAUCAGACGGACACAUAGGAUCAGCAUUGGCAGUUCUACCCCAUCUUGCGGAGAGCACAGAAGUUAAAAUCAAACUACAGGGUGACCCAAAAUACUUGCCUGAUAUACAAGAUCUUCUCUUGUUUGUGGCUUCUCGCUCUUGCAUGGUAUCACUGAUUCUUGAACACCUCCUACACGUGCCAGACACAUCUGCUGAUCAUCUGCUGAAACUCCUUCAAAAUAGCAGGUGUAAAUUGCUUCACCUGGAGGGACACCUAAGUUCUAGUGCAGUGAUUCCAAACACAGUGGAACAGCUUGACCUCUCUGCUGCUACGGGCUCCUCAAACCCUGCACUUCCUAACUUGGACCACCUAUCAAACCUAUUCCAUUUGGAUAUCCAUAUAUUACGCGGCGUCAUUCCGAAACAUUUGCAACCCCUGCCUUCGCUACCUGAGAGAUCCAGUGGUAUCACUCUUAACUUAUAUGAUGUGGGUGACAUGGAUGUUGAGUGGGCAAAUGAAGUGGUGCGAGCACUGUGUCCUAUUAAAAGCAAAGAGUAUGACAGCUUGGUGUUCUGGAGGAGUCAACUGAGUGCUGAUGGGUGUAAAACAUUAGUGAAGGCUUUGGCAGACCCUCCAAGCAUAAAGCUGGAGGACACCCUGAAAGUCUCCUCCAAGACCCUCAAUACCACUGAUCAAGAGGUCCUGUUAAAACACACCAAGAAAAACUUGAGAUGCAAAUUUACACUGUUAAGAUGAUUGAAGAUAAACUCAAUUAUUUGCUAAUGAAGCUCCAAGAGUUCAAGCUGUACCUGAUGUGCAAAUAUUCAUGACAAUCAUCGUUCCUAAUUGCCUCAAUAGACACAGAACGCCUGCAGCUUGUGAGAGUUCCCAAAUUUGUAAUGAUUGCUGUAGUUCUCUUUUAAACUUAAGUUGUUGUUUCGUUGGUAUAUUAGUAGUUAGAGCAUGCACUCUUUCUAUAAUUCUUAGACUCACAGUAUAGUUAAGUAUCUAAAAUCCAAAAACCCAAAGAGUAAAUUCACCUAAAAUACAAAUGAACUUAAACAAUUUUAUAAAAAAAUACAAAAAUUCUUAGUAUUUUUCUUUGAGGGCCACUCAGUAGCUCCUUGAUCCUAAUCUCUAAAAUGAAGUCAUGAUCAUAUGUUGAUCUCCUGGGCCACUGCAGUCAUCAUCUUUGCUGAUUUUUGUUGUUAAAGUAUUGUCCGGGUUUAUACCGUUGAUGUAAAUAUGGUUAUAAUCUAUAUGAAUGCAACGGGGUUAACAAAGGCCCAUGAAAAAAAUGUGCUAUUGUUUUGUAAAUGCUUUUUAUGUGAUAAAGUUUUAAUGUAAUACAGGUCUGCUGGAUUCUGACUGUGGGUUAAGUAUUUUUCUUCUUUCUUCUUGUGUUAUUCAUUCAUUUGGACUCCAUACUGCCUUGACUUGUGUAUACCAUGGUUCCAGCAGUGCGUGGAUCAUUCUUUCACCUCCACCCUUCUCAUUCUCCUUGUGAACCACUUGGGCUGUGAUACAUAUGUCAGGCUGUGAGCAGCUGCAUCCAACAGCCUGGUUGACCUGGUUGAUACCUGGACCAGACCAGCAACCCGGAGGCCUGGUCGGGGAUGGGCCACAGUGAUGUUGAGCCCCGAAAUCAUCGCUAGGUAACCGCAAGGUAGGUCCCUGGAUCGGUUGCUAAUCUUUCUCUCCUCCUCUUGUUUCUCUGUCCCCUUCAGUCCACUUCUUUCUGAAGGGAUCCCUGGUGGCUCCUUGAAGAUAUCUUCCUGAGAUUGCUUCACACUAGAAGAUCACAUCCACUGUGGCUAGUUUUGUUGGCCUACUGCAAACCAGAGCCAGAACCUGGGCCACUCACGGAGCCACAGAGAGCAGGUGACAAUCCACCACCUCACCAGAGGAAGCCUGCAGAAAGUCAUUGCAGCUUUACAGACAACUAUAGGGUUGUCUGUAAUGCUGCACUGGGAAGAUUGUCUUUCCAAUUAAUAAAUUUAAUUGGAAAGACUUGUUGCUAGGCAAGGAAAUAAAUGAGAUGUAUGCCAAAUUCUGUGAACUAUAUGAUGAAGGUACUAAAAAAUGUAUACCAAAACAGAGAUGCAGAACCAGAAAACAGGAGUGGUUCAGUAGAAAUUGUGAGAGGGCAAGAGAGGAAAAGACAAGGAAAUGGGUACAUUAUAGGAAGAGGCCUAACCCUCAAACAUACCAGCACUACAAACAAGCAAGAGACAAAUACACAGCAGUGAGGAGAGAGGCAGAAAGGAUCUUUAAGAAAGCAGUUGCGGGGACAAAUGUAAAACAGAUCCAGGCCUUUGCUAUAAUACAUUCAAAACAAGCUGCCUAUAAAGGAUAAAGUCCAGAGAGUGAAAUGGGGAACUGGUUCACUGAGAGUGAAAAAGAAGUGUGUGAAACACUAAAUGAACAGUUCCAAAGUGUUCAUGUAAAAUGAGGAUUUCAGAGAGCUGGAUCUAAUGCCAGUUCCAGAAAAUACCAUAGACUACAUAGAGGUGUCUUGAGAUAAAGUGGAAAAUUUACUGAAGGGGCUAAGAAGAAAUAAAGCUGUUGGACCAGACGGUGUUUCACCUUAGGUACUGAAAGAAUGUGCAACUGAGCUGAGCAUUCCACUUCAAUUGAUAUUCCAGACAUGUUUGUCCACAGGAAUCUUAGCAGAUAUUUGGAAAAAGGCAAACAUAUGCAGACGAUGAGUCACAAUAAUGUGGCUUAAGAUAUGAAGACCACACACCAGAAAAUGAGGAAAUGACAACGUACCCUUUGAGGAAGGGUUGACUGUGUCAAUCUGGACCUAAAAAAGUUUUUGAUAGAGUCCCACACAAGAGGCUGUUUUGGAAACUGAUUCAGUCCAUCCUGGACCAUUAUCAAGUCGAUUGUGGUGAGACGAGGGAGGCACGAGCAUUAAGUAAGGCAAGAGGGAGAUGAGGAGGAAAUCUUUGAGGAAGGUAAGAGCAAGGCAAAAGGUACAGAUAGGAUAGGUGUAAUAAAGGAGUGUAAGAGGGUAAUAAUAGGUGUAAGAAUGGGAACUUAAGAAAAGAGGGGAGAGAAAAAGAAAAAGGAUUGGUAGGCUUACGUUAUGUCACGUUUGUUAGAAAGUUUAGAACAUUCGAGUAUGUACUGUUCUGUGAAAGGGAAGAGUUAACAGCAACAAAGCCAGGACAAAGGUUCAUAACAUAAGCCUGCCCAUCCCUUUUCUUUUUCUUUCCCCUCUUGUUCUUGCGUACCCAUUCUUACACCUAUUAUUACCCCCCACCCCUUACACCCCUUUAUUACACUGAUCCUAUAAGUACCUUUCGCCUUGCUCUUACCUUCCUCAAAGAUUUCCUCCUCACCUCUCUAGUACAGCUACCCCUCCUCUGCACUCCAGUGCUUAUUUGUCUCCUCAUGUAGGCUGGCUUUGUUUCUUACUAUGUGGGGCUGGCUGUUUGCUCAUUCCGCAGGUGUCUUUGUUCCGGGGCUUGCUAUUCUUGCUGGCUCACUGGCUGCAUUUACACAAAGUUUGCCAUUACCAGUAAUUAGGUUCGGGGAGCUAUUGAAAAGCCAAAAGAUUUUAAUCUUAAAGACAACUAUAAUCACAUCACCUACCAUGUGAUUGAUUGGUUGGUGAUGUGAUUAAUCAUUAAUCACAUAAUUAAAUUAAUUAAAUAGGUAAUUAAACCAUUAAUUAUUUUGACCUUGGUAGUAAAAAAUAAUUCUUUUAUAAUGUUUUAUAAUGCAGUUAUUUAUAUUUUUUGUGGCUCACUGAAGCUAUUACACCGAUUCAGUCAGUACCUUAUUACUAGGUGCCAUCAGUGGCAGAGUUCUUAUUGAUCUACCGGGGACGUUGAGCCAGAACCUGGCCCCCUCUGAAGCGUACAGGGAGCAGUGGCAUUAUGAGCACCUUACAUUUAAAGUAAUUUUUGUCUGCCACCACCAUGGAAACACCCAGAAAGUCAGUGAAAUAAAAGAAACCACUGUAUGGUUAAAAAUGACACUGCUGCCUCAAAACUGCCAAAAAUCUCCCCAAACUAUGAAAAGAAACUACUAAAAGUUCAUGGGAAGUACAUACAUACAAGGGGUGAUACAGAUAUUAAUGAAUUUAUAGAUAGA